Molecule: messenger RNA, 2674 nt
Organism: Tripterygium wilfordii
Lineage: Eukaryota; Viridiplantae; Streptophyta; Magnoliopsida; Celastrales; Celastraceae
Exons: 5
Coding region: 1244-2092 (282 amino acids)
Molecular function (GO): protein dimerization activity
Source: RefSeq, a predicted model, not a curated record
UCUCCCAUUAAGCUUCUUCUUUGUUCUUUGCGAAUUGGGAACUUGCGAGCUUGUGCCUCACGAAGCCGUGCCUCACUGAAGUUGCGAGUUGGGUCGUGCCUCACUGAGUGACUACCAGUCAUCUACCACGGCACCACCAAGCACCAACGACGUGAGCCCAUCUCCCUCAGGCCUCAGGAAGGUCUGAAAUAAUAUGACAUCUAAUUCCAAUCCUGAAGGUUCAUCCCAAACCCCAAGUGCUAGUGACAGUAGCAAAAAUGUAAGGGGGAAAAGUGAUCCAGCAUGAAGGUAUUGUAAGCAUGUGCAGGAAACCAAUUUUGUUGGAAGACCAAAGAAUACAAUUAUAUGUAUGUACUGCCUCAAAGAGAUUAAAGGUGGUGGAAUCAACCGUUUCAAAAUUCAUUUAUCUGGAGUUAGUGGUCAAGGAGUUGAGAGAUGCAAGAAGGUUCCUGCUGAGGUUCAAAAUGAAAUGUUGCAAAAUGUUACAUCUUACGAGAAUAAAAAAAGGCUAUCCCAAGAUCGUUAUGAGGAUCAAUAUGGAGAUGGUCCUGCAACUGAAGAUGAUGAAGUUGAAGAAGUGAUGUGCAAGAGAACUAAGUCAACUAACACUGCAAAAAAGGGGAAGAAGAAAAGUAUUGAUAAUCCAAUAAAUUCUUACUUCAUGUCUAGGACGAGUCCUGGAUCUCAACCAACCAUCAAAAGUGUCUUGCAAUCUCAAGAGGCAAAAGAAAAGGUGGACCUUGCCAUUGCCAAGUGGAUGAUAGAUGCAUCAAUUCCAUUCAACCUACUAACUCAAAACUUUAUCAACCGAUGAUUGAUGCAAUAGCAAGUAUAGGACCAGGUUAUAAAGGUCCUAGUAUUCAUGCUGUUAGAGGUAAAUUGUUGGGUAAAAGUGUGGAAGAGGUGAAGAUGUUUGUAAAAAAUUUUCACAGCAUUUAGAAAGUUACUGGCUGCACAAUCAUGUCUGACGGUUGGACAGAUCAAAAUAGCAGAACCUUAAUCAAUUUCUUAGUGUAUUGUCCCAAGGGAACAAUCUUUUUGAAGUCCGUUGAUGCCUCAGAAGCUUCUAAGACCGGUCAGUUGUUGUUCAAAUUGUUCAGGGAAGUUGUGCUAGAUGUGGGGGUGGAAAAUAUGGUGCAAGUGGUCACGGAUAAUGCCUCAAAUUAUGUCAUGGCUGGUAGGUUAUUAGAAGGUGAGUUUCCAAUUAUCUUGGUCUCCUUGUGCCGCACAUUGCCUUAAUUUGAUGUUUCAGGAUAUUGGAAAGCUUGAAGAUGUGAGUAGUGCUGUGAAACAUGCUGCUGGGAUUACUAAGUACAUUUACAAUCAUUGCUUUGUUUUGAAUUUGAUGAGGCAACACACAGGUGGUAGAGAAAUUAUUCAUCCAGCUCCAACUAGGUUUGCUACAAAUUUUGUUGCAUUACAAAGUAUAUUGGCUCAAAAAGAUGCAUUGCGAGCUAUGGUGACAUGUAAGGAGUGGAUACAAUCAUCAUAUUCAAAGGACGUGAAUGGAAGAAGAUUUGCUAAUAAUGUCUUGGAUUCAAAGUUUUGGAGUGAAUGUGGUAUUAUUGUGCAACUAACUGAACCACUUAUGCGUGUGCUUCGUUUGGUUGAUGGUGAUGAUAGGCCAGCUAUGGGUUAUCUGUAUAAGAGCAUCCAUGUAGCAAAGGAUGAGAUGAUCAGGUGGUUUCAGAGAAAGAAGAGAAGGGUCCAACCAUUAUUGUCAAUUGUAGAUUCUCGGUGGGAUAGUCAAUUGUACAAGAAUCUCCAUGCUGUUGGUUUCUGGUUGAAUCCUAGUAACCAAUACAAUAUUGAAAAGAUGACAAAGCAUAGAGACACAGGAUCUGGUAUAUUGGAUGUGAUUGAGAAAUUCUCGUAUAGAGAUAUGGAUUUGAGUGAUAAGUUGACUUCUGAGAUGAGGAUUUUCGUAGAUGCUGAAGGAGAUUUUGGGAGAAAGACUGCCAUAAAUGACCGAGACACAAUGCUUCCCACUGAGUGGCGGAGAUACUACGGAAAUUCUGCUCCUAAUCUUCAAAAGUUGGCUAUGCGUGUGUUGAGCCAAACUUGUAGUUCCUCAGGGUGCGAGAGGAAUUAGAGUAUUUUUUAGCACAUCCACACAAAAAAAAGGAACAGGUUGGAGCAUCAGCAGCUAAAUGAUUUGAUUUAUGUUCACUAUAAUUUGAGGCUACAACAGAGGAAUUAUUGACAAGGUCGGAACUAUGAUCCAAUUAAUUUUGAAGAUUUCACCUCCUAUGGUUCAUGGAUCUUAGAAGAGGAACCUCCUCUCUUGACCAUUGAAGAAGUUCAAGCAUUUAGAGAAUUGGAUGCUUCUUCAAGCAUCCAAGAUAACAAUGUGGAGAUAAAUUUGGAUGAGGCUUUCAUUGGGGAUGAGGAGGAAGAUGAUGAUGAUGAUGUGUCACCACAACAAAACCGAUUGAAUGUUGAGAUGAGUAUCCCAUUUUUCACUGAGAAUCUUGGUGGAGAAACUCAAGUCAAUGAACAAAAUAACUAGUGCUUGGAAUUUAUUUGGAACUUUGUAUUUGGAAUUUCAUAUUUAGACUUUAGAACUUUGAGUUUGGAACUUUUAAGUUUGGAUUUGAACUUUAUGUAUGGACUUUGGUAUUCUCGAUUGUUUAUUUGCAACUUUGUGUUUGGAACUUUUAAGUUUGAAUUUGAA